AGAAGCCGCGGCGGCAGCACGCGCCGGACGAGGUUUGGCUCGCGGCGCCGCGGUUUUUCCCGGCCGGACCUCGGGCUCCCGGCGGCUCCCGAGCCGCGGCGGGAGAAAAUGAAGAAUGAAAUUGCUGCUGUUGUCUUCUUUUUCACAAGGCUAGUUCGAAAACAUGAUAAGUUGAAGAAAGAAGCAGUUGAGAGGUUUGCUGAGAAAUUGACUUUAAUACUUCAAGAGAAAUAUAAAAAUCACUGGUAUCCAGAAAAACCAUCAAAAGGACAGGCCUACAGAUGUAUUCGUGUCAACAAGUUUCAGAGAGUUGAUCCUGAUGUCCUGAAAGCCUGUGAGAACAGCUGCAUCUUGUACAGUGACCUGGGCUUGCCGAAGGAGCUCACUCUGUGGGUGGACCCGUGUGAGGUGUGCUGUAGGUAUGGAGAGAAAAACAAUGCAUUUAUUGUUGCCAGCUUUGAAAACGAGGAUGAGAACAAGGAUGAAAUCUCCAAGAAAGUUACCAGGGCCCUUGAUAAGGUUACCUCCGAUUAUCAUUCAGGAUCCUCCUCUUCAGAUGAAGAGACAAGUAAGGAAGUGGAAGUAAAACCCAGUUCGCUGACUGCAACCCCAAGCCCUGUGUACCAGAUUUCAGAGCUGAUAUUUCCACCUCUUCCAAUGUGGCACCCUUUGCCCAGAAAAAAGCCAGGAAUGUACCGAGGGAAUAGCCAUCAGAGUCACUACCCUCCUGUUCCAUUUGGCUACCCAAAUCCAGGAAGAAAGAAUAAGCCCUAUCGCCCAAUUCCAGUAACAUGGGUACCUCCUCCUGGAAUGCAUUGUGACCGGAAUCACUGGAUUAACCCUCAUAUGUUGGCGCCUCACUAGCUGCUUUUGUUUAUUAGUUCUGCUGAUAGGAAGGUAGACUAUACCUUACUGUAUGUUCAGAGUUCAUACUUGUAGUGAAGUUAGAUGGCAAAACCAUCAAACUUAUUUUUAUAGAGAAGUUGCUGAGAAUCUUUCUUAAAAAGUAUAUAUACGCACUUUAGAUAUAUUGAUAUAGUUUCAGAAAAUUUAUUAAAGUUAGUCAAGUGCCUGAGUUUUUAAUAUUGGACUUGAGUAUUUAUAUAUUGUGCAUUGACUCUGUUGGAUACAAAAACACUGUAGGAGUGGACGAUGUGUUCUAGCACCUUUAAGCAUUUACUUUAUGGAGAGUAUGUAAAUUAUUUAUACACAAGAAAAUCUAUUUUAUGUCGUUUAGAACAAUUGCGUGAAAUCAUGUAGUUGCAAAUAAAAAGUAGUUCAAGGCA
Molecule: messenger RNA, 1286 nt
Organism: Jaculus jaculus (lesser Egyptian jerboa)
Lineage: Eukaryota; Metazoa; Chordata; Mammalia; Rodentia; Dipodidae
Gene: Btg3
Product: BTG anti-proliferation factor 3
Exons: 5
Coding region: 109-864 (251 amino acids)
Biological process (GO): negative regulation of cell population proliferation; negative regulation of mitotic cell cycle
Cellular component (GO): nucleus; cytoplasm
Source: RefSeq, a predicted model, not a curated record